AUGUAAAUGUAGCUAUCUUAACAGUAGUGAUUAUGACGUUUCUGGUAUCUUGGUUAGGUUUAAAUAGUAGGGUGAUAGGCAGAAAAGUUUUUAGGAAUCAACAAUUCUCUACUUUCAAUAAAGUGAAUAGCAGCGUUAACAAUUUCCCAAGGAUGUCUUAUUCAGUUGUAGAAAGGGGCCUUCCGUACUCCGCCGAUUACAGAGUUUACAUACAAGACCAAAAUGGCCCAAUUUCCCCGCUUCACGACAUUCCAUUGGUGGUCGAUUGCACAAAAAAAAUCUUCAAUAUGGUCGUAGAAGUACCGAGAUGGUCAAACGCCAAAAUGGAAAUAACGAUGAAGGAAAUCCUGAACCCCAUCAAGCAGGACAUAAAGAAAGGCAAGCCGAGAUUCGUGGCAAAUUGUUUCCCUCACCACGGGUACAUCUGGAACUACGGGGCCCUGCCUCAGACCUGGGAGAACCCCGAGCAUUUGGACGACGGUACCGGUUGCAAAGGCGACAACGAUCCAAUUGAUGUUAUCGAAAUCGGUUACCGAGUAGCCAAGCGAGGCGAAGUCCUCAAGGUGAAAAUAUUAGGAACGAUCGCAUUGAUCGAUGAAGGUGAAACCGACUGGAAAUUAAUAGCUAUCGAUGUAAACGAUCCGAUUGCUGAUCAAGUAAACGACAUAGGAGACGUCGACAGGCAUUUUCCCGGUUUGCUGAAGGCCUCCGUCGAAUGGUUCAAAAUUUACAAAAUACCCGAUGGCAAGCCCGAGAACAAAUUCGCCUUUAAUGGCGAGGCCAAGCCCGCUGCGUUUGCCCACAAAGUCAUAGACGAGGUGCAUAAAUUUUGGAAAGGGCUGGUAUCGAACGAAGUGGACGCUAAAGGGAUAUCACGCGUUAAUACAAGUUUGGAAGGAAAUGAUUUUAAGAUUACUUAUUGCGAAGCUAAAGACAUUGUGAAUAGAACGCCCGAAUUCGGACCGGCUCAACCGGUCGAUCCGAUUGUUGACAAAAUUUAUUUUCUUGACCAAUCGCGCCUUUGCAAGCUUUAA
Messenger RNA from Phyllotreta striolata, 1034 nucleotides. Lineage: Eukaryota; Metazoa; Arthropoda; Insecta; Coleoptera; Chrysomelidae. The record is from the annotation of a GenBank genome assembly.